This is a messenger RNA of Lactuca saligna, 1552 nucleotides long. The record is from the annotation of a GenBank genome assembly. NCBI's taxonomy places the organism in Eukaryota, Viridiplantae, Streptophyta, Magnoliopsida, Asterales, Asteraceae.
AUGGCUUCCAUUGGAGAUGGAGGAGGUAGCUUCUCCUCCGGCAAUACCGGUGGUGUUUUGGAUGAAGGUCAACAAAGACAGACAUCAAUAGUCAACUCCCACAGUACAUCCACAGCUGCAGAUGUUGGAUCCACCCCUCAAGAACUUCUUCCAGAUUCAUCUAAGAAGAAGAAAAGAUCCCUACCAGGAACUCCAGAUCCAAGUGCACAAGUUAUUGCUUUAUCGCCAACGAGUCUCAUGGCAAAGAACAAAUAUGUAUGUGAAAUAUGCAACAAGGGUUUCCAAAGGGAUCAAAACCUGCAACUGCAUAGGAGAGGCCAUAAUCUACCAUGGAAACUAAGGCAAAGAAGCAGCACCGAAAUAAUAAAGCGAGUAUAUAUAUGUCCCGAACCCACAUGUGUCCACCACAACCCCACUCGUGCAUUAGGAGAUCUAACAGGAAUCAAGAAACAUUUUAGCCGGAAACACGGGGAAAAGAAAUGGAAAUGUGAGAAAUGUUCCAAAAGAUAUGCUGUACAGUGCGACUGGAAGGCUCAUUCAAAAAUUUGUGGCACCAAAGAGUACAAGUGUGACUGUGGUACCAUCUUUUCCAGAAGGGAUAGCUUCAUAACUCAUAGAGCCUUUUGUGAUGCACUUGCUGAAGAAAACAACAAAUUAAGCCAAACCAUGCAACAAGACCAUCAUAGCACUCCUGAUGAUCAACUCACCCAACACAUCAAUCACACAAUAUCCAUCACUUCACCAGAAUUCAGCCAUGGUGGUAUGCCGGACUCCAAAACCCCAUCGGAAUUACUGCCUCUGAACAUCAUGCAAGGUGGUCGUGGCAGCCUAUUUGGCAGUAGCCCCAGAAAUGGAUCGCCUUCUUCUCUGCAACUAGGCGGAUCCACGCUCUCGUCCCCUCUUACUUCAGCCACAGCUUUGUUACAGAAAGCAGCCCAAAUGGGAGCUACGUCUAGCAAUGGUAGCAAUAAUAUUAAUAAUAAUAAUGGUAGCAUGAAUAACCUUGUUACUACCAUGGCACCUCCAUCUUUUGGUGGGGGUGGUGCAUACAGCGGUACUGAGACGCUGAUUGACCAGUAUCAUCCUCAUCAAUCACAUUUAGCUGGGAUUAUCGGCGGUGGAUUCUCAAGCCAGUUCCAAGAAACUUCCAUGUCACGGUUCUUUAACCCAAGUAUCAAUAAUGGAGGAGGGCAUAGCGAUGACGUAGGAUUGUACUCGGGGUACAUGAACCCUCGGAAAGAGCUCAUUAUGAACAAUAACAACAACAAUGUUGGGCAUAACGCAAAUCCUGGAUUGAAUGAUUCCAACAAUCCCUUUUUGAGGUUUAAAAGGGACGGGAACGGUGAAAACUUGACCGUUGAUUUCUUGGGGGUCGGAGGAAUGAGACUCAGAAGUUUUAAUGAACAACACCACCAAGGAAUGGAAAUUUGAAACAUUUGAUUUUGUUAAUAAUCGACCACAUGCAUAGCGCAUUAUCAAGUGUAUAAACAAUAUUUGUGCAUGUCACUCUUUUUGUGUAAUAUAUUGUUAUAUUCACGAACGAUGCUUUCAA